CUGGAUCACAUGGAUGACCGCUCGGUGCUUCAUUAUGAAUUGGGCUUUUACGAGAAAAGUGGCACUAACUGCUAUCGAGGGACGCUAACGUUCGCUCUCCGCUACGAUUUCAUUCAUCGGGUUCUUAUGUUGCAUGUGCUCAGAGCUAAUCAUCUCUCAGUUGAGGAGAAAGGUCGAACAGUUGAUCCAUAUGUGAAAAUGUAUCUGUUACCGGAACGACGGAAUCACUGUAAGACGAGAAUUUGUAAGAAGACGUUGGAUCCGGAUUUCAAUGAAAUGUUCUCGUUUGAUGUCCCCUUCAACAGCCUUUCUGGUAGAAUGCUACAGUUCACCGUGUACGACUUCGACCGAUUCACCCGACACGGUCUAAUAGGGAAUGUCAUAAUGAGAGAUCUCUUCGAUAAGAGCGAUCUUUAUACUUGGACCGAGUACACUAUGCAGAUUGUUGGCAGUCAAGAGAAGAAUGAUUUUGGAGAUUUAUUACUGUAUUUAUUGUAUUCCCCUAACGAGCAGAAGUUAUACGUUACCGUGGCCAAGGCGUACAAUCUUCGACCGAUGGAUAUCACGGGAGCCUCUGAUCCAUAUGUGAAAGUGGAGCAGGUUUAUCGCGGCAAGCGAGUUAAAUUGCGCAAGUCAUCCUGUAAGAGGGCUAACUUGAACCCUGUCUAUCACGAAACCUUAGAGUACGAUCUGCCAUUGAGUCAGGUUGCAGAAACCAACAUUCUUGUGCAGGUCAUGGACUGGGAUCGAAUAGGAAAGGACGAUCUUUUGGGAUGCUGUGUACUUGGCAAGGAUAGCCCGACUGUGGAGGGCAGGACUCAGUGGGAGAACUGUUUCCUUUCACUUGCUCAAACGGAAGUCAAUGGACAGAAAAGAAAGCCAAUCGGGCAAUGGCACAGUAUUCUAUCCGAAGUUCCCGAGCAAUUUCGAAAUAUUCCCAAAGCCAAGAAAUAG
Molecule: messenger RNA, 954 nt
Organism: Haemonchus placei
Lineage: Eukaryota; Metazoa; Nematoda; Chromadorea; Rhabditida; Trichostrongylidae
Source: the annotation of a GenBank genome assembly